This is a messenger RNA of Hippoglossus stenolepis (Pacific halibut), 1333 nucleotides long. RefSeq names its product homeobox protein DBX1. Gene Ontology annotation, molecular function: DNA binding; DNA-binding transcription factor activity, RNA polymerase II-specific. The record is from RefSeq and is a predicted model, not a curated record. The transcript is spliced from 4 exons. Bases 112 to 1032 code for a protein of 306 amino acids. Gene Ontology annotation, biological process: cell differentiation in spinal cord; regulation of transcription by RNA polymerase II. Lineage: Eukaryota; Metazoa; Chordata; Actinopteri; Pleuronectiformes; Pleuronectidae.
GAGCUUCAGAGAGAAACUGUGUAAACUCUUUAUUUCUCUUAUUAAUAUUAUUUCAUUAGUAUCAUAUUAAUCUCCCUUCGUGUGAACGCUCCAGUCGGAAACUUCUCCAGGAUGUUUCCCUGCAGCGCUCUGCCGCCUCCUCUCUACCCGGGCUUACUGCCUCCUCCCGCGGGCUUCUCCUCUCCGCUCCCCCGCUCCCUGCGCUCCGGCUUCCUGGUGGAGGACCUGCUCCGGCUGAGCCAGCCCGUGUCCUACCUGCACCGGGGCCUCUCCUCCAGGGGCCCCGGGGACGUGCUGCAGCUCAGCCCGCGGCCGGGCACCGAGCCGGGCUCCGGGCAGCAGAGCCGCAGCAGCCCCGGGUCCCUGCAGACCUCCUGCCCGGACUCCGGGUUCCUCAAGUUCGGCGUCAAUGCGAUUCUGGCCCCGUCCACACGGAGCGUUCAGAGUUUCCAGAAGUCGUUUCCUUUACCGUUCUUUGACGGAGGCUUGCAUCCUUUCAUCAGAGCCACUUAUCUCACAGCCUCCUCCUCCGUGAUCCCCGUCCCGGGAACGUUUUCCUGGCCCCUGGCCCCCAGAGGGAAGCCCAGGAGGGGCAUGCUGCGGCGGGCCGUGUUCUCCGACCUCCAGAGGAAGGCGCUAGAGAGAACCUUCCAGAAACAGAAAUACAUCAGCAAACCAGACAGGAAGAAACUCGCCGGUAAACUGGGUCUCAAGGACUCGCAGGUGAAGAUCUGGUUUCAGAACCGCAGGAUGAAAUGGAGAAACUCGAAGGAGCGGGAGCUGCUGUCGACCGGCGGCUGCCGCCAGCAGACCCUCCCCACCAAGACCAACCCGCACCCCGACCUCACCGACGUCGGCAGCGCCACCUGCUGCCACCGGCUCGACAGAACCACACCCGACAGCCAGGAGUCACAUCUGCACCACCACAGUCGUCACCACCAUCAUCAUCAUCACAGCCCCUCGUCUCCGUCAGAGUCCAGCAAACAGUCGGAGCUCUCAGAGUCGGACGGUGAAGAAAUCAACGUCUCGUAAAGAUUUUUAUAAAACCCUCCACGAUAAAGAGAAACUGAGACUUAAAGAGAAGAUGUGAGUGGAGGUCAGAUCCAGAUGUGCCUUGUCCACAGCGGUUUCUCCUCGGUGCCAUAUUCCUGUACAGUGUUUGUUUCACAUCUAUAUGAACCUCAGUGCAUCUAUAUACAGUAAAGAAGGUACACUGAGCGCUUUUAGAUUUAAUAUUUGUAGAUUUAAAUGUUUAACACUUUCAUGUACAAAUUUUUCUUUCCCUACAUAUUUUGUAUUCUCUAUAUUUUCUUAAAUAAAUCGUACAAAAGUC